CGGCAGUGGGGCUCGGACUUGAACCUCGGGCAGGUACUGCGCUAAGCUAAGGGGGAGAUGGCAGGCAGUGAGUGGGUGAACCCCGUGUUUCCCGCCAUUCCCCUCCAGGCCGAACGCGGCCGCAAGCCCCGCCCCUCCCGGCACACCCCUCUGCGGGGCGUGGCUGUUCCCAUGGCGACACGGAGUCAGGCCGGGUCAGUGAGCUGCCGGCGUGCAGCAGUGGCCGCGGCAGCGACAUGAGCGGGGUGGGGAUGGCAGCUGGGGCGCGGCCCCCAAGUUGGGCCAACCCGGGCUCCCGGGGCCUGUCCCGGGUGCGCCCGCGGCCACCCGCGGCUCUGCAGGCGGUGGGGCCGCAGGGCGCGCAGGCCGGCCUGAACGAGGCGCAGAAGCGGGUCCUGGACCUGGAGAAGAGCCUGCAGUUCCUGCAGCAGCAGCACUCGGAGACGCUGGUCAAGCUCCACGAGGAGAUCGAGCACCUGAAGCGGGAGAACAAGGAUCUCCACUAUAAGCUCAUUAUGAAUCAGAAGCCACCCAAGAAAGGUAGCAUCUCCACGUUGAGUUUUCAGUCCAACAAGUCUCCCUCCAACUCAACUGCGUCAGUUGGUUCCCAAGGCAAGGUCAGAUCCCAGCAUGGCUCCUUUAAGAAGCAAGACUUGAAAGCUGACCCCUAUUCAAAGAUGGACCUGGACGAGGAGCCCCUGGGUGCCACCAAGUUUCACAAUGACAAGCUGGAACGAGGCUCUGGGGCACAGGCCAGAGAUGAAGAUGCUGAGCCUGGCACAGCAGCAGCCAUGGGGCUGGGGGGCGGGCAGCACAGAGGCAAGCCAGCUGUGGGCAUGGCGCCCCUGGCAAGCCUGCCCCCACACCUGCGAAAGGCCACCACGGUACAGCAGUGUGAGGUGGUCAUCCGGCAGCUGUGGAAUGCCAACCUCCUGCAAGCUCAAGAGCUGCAGCACCUCAAGUCCCUCCUGGAAGGGACCCAGAGGCCCAAGGCUGUCACAGAGGAGGCCACUCCUAGCUCCCCAAAAGAGCAGGAGGCCUCACAGCUCCCCAAGCUGUCCACCUCCAAGGGCGUGGCUAAGAAAUGUCUCAUCCUGAGCCCCGUGCCUGUGGCCGAGUGCUCCAUCCUGCCUGCGCUGAAGCAGACCCUGAAGAGCAACUUUGCGGAGCGGCAGAAGAGGCUGCAGGUGGUACAGAACCGGCGCCUGCACCGUUCAGUGCUCUGAGCCAGGCCCACCUGCCUGCAGCCAGCCCCAAGCCAGCCCCACUCCAUAGCCCUGUCAAAGACUUGAAAUACUUUAAAGCUAAGCUAAAUGCCAGGAUCAAACUCA
Ochotona princeps (American pika) is the source of this 1331-nucleotide messenger RNA. RefSeq names its product coiled-coil domain containing 74B (gene CCDC74B). The transcript has 8 exons. Lineage: Eukaryota; Metazoa; Chordata; Mammalia; Lagomorpha; Ochotonidae. The record is from RefSeq and is a predicted model, not a curated record. Bases 237 to 1226 code for a protein of 329 amino acids.